This is a messenger RNA of Pyricularia pennisetigena, 369 nucleotides long. RefSeq lists its product as uncharacterized. The transcript has a single exon. Bases 1 to 369 code for a protein of 122 amino acids. Lineage: Eukaryota; Fungi; Ascomycota; Sordariomycetes; Magnaporthales; Pyriculariaceae. The record is from RefSeq and is a predicted model, not a curated record.
AUGCACCUCUGCCUCCCCAAGGUCACCGCCGCCGCCACGUUGGAGCACGCCAGGAGACCCAACUCGGCACCGUGGCCGGCGCCCCUGCGAGAGAAGGAGGUUGCGGCGAGCAUGGGCAUCAGUCUCGGCCUGGCCGUGGCCUGCCUCGCGUGCGGCGCCGCCGUCUUCCUGCUGGUCGUCUGGAGGAUGAGGAGGGUCGGCCUGCUGCGCAAGGGAGAGAUGCCGUGGAUUCCGUUUGCGAGGCAGUCGCCUGCCGUGGUGCGAACGGACUCGGAGGUGGGAUGUGGACUCGGAGGUGGCAGGCCGGCGGUCUGGUGCUUGUCGGGGCCGUCAUGGGUCUCCGGGUUGCAUUCCGGUAAACGUGGUUGA